Telopea speciosissima is the source of this 960-nucleotide messenger RNA. RefSeq names its product LEAF RUST 10 DISEASE-RESISTANCE LOCUS RECEPTOR-LIKE PROTEIN KINASE-like 2.7. The coding region runs from base 1 to 960 and encodes 319 amino acids. Gene Ontology annotation, molecular function: polysaccharide binding. The transcript has a single exon. Lineage: Eukaryota; Viridiplantae; Streptophyta; Magnoliopsida; Proteales; Proteaceae. The record is from RefSeq and is a predicted model, not a curated record.
AUGUUGUUCUUCCCAUUGAUCAUCGCCAUCUUCAUCUUCUUCCCCUUCUCAUCAUCCUUACCUGAAUAUGACUAUAGAUAUUCAAACUGCACACCCUCGCAGUUCAAGUGUGGAAAUAUCCCACAAAUGAUCAAAUACCCUUUCAAUGCAAAUACAAGACGAGAUUACUGUGGGUACCCAGAAUUUGAUCUUCAAUGCGUGGGAAACCAGAAAGCUACGAUUACGAUUGAAACACAAGACUACCGUGUUCUUGAUAUCAUUACUGAUAACCGAACCAUGAAGAUCGUCAAGAAUGGUUUAUCUGAAGAUUCAAUUUGCACUUCCGGCGGCGGCGGAGGAGUCCUUGUAAACACCACCUUCAAUUACACCAUCUUCAAUUAUGCUUCUGGUUACAUCAAUUUGACUCUAUUCUUCGGUUGCGCUUCCAACUCCUCCGUCAUGGUUAAUGGAAAUCCGAAACCAGUUAAAGUGGGUGAUGUUACUUGCAGCGUCAAUAAUGGGGAGGGUAGUAGUGGCUUAGUUCCAUUUACAGUCGGAUUCGAUGAAGUCCAAGCAGAAGAACUUUCCAUGAAAGGAGGCUGCAACAGAAUUGUCAUCGUUCCUGUUCAUGAAACGAAUGUAGAGGAGAUUCUAUAUAAUUCGUCAGCUCUUGGCACAAUUCUUGUUGGGGGUUUCGUGUUGCAGUGGUUUGCCAUCGUUGAUGGAGACUGUGCGAUGUGCAUGGAAUCGGGUGGGACAUGUGGUUAUAACACCACUUUGGGCAAACCUACUUGCUUUUGCACCGAUCAAGCUUACGAUACUAUGUGUCCCCAACCCCAAGGUACGUAUUACUACGUCCACCUCUUCGUCUCAUUUGCUUCCUAUUCUUCUUCUUAUAUACAUACUAUCUCAGCAAUCCUCAUUCCUCGCCAUGGUUUUAAGAAUCGGGAAUUGAUCGAUUCGGAUCAAAAUCAGCUGUGA